AUGGCGCCAGUUGACGAGGAAGUUGACGGAUUCGUUCUUAUAUCACAUGGCGAUGGCGCUAUCAAAGAUGGCCGUCUAAUUGAUGCGGGUCCCAGCAACGUGCUGUCGGAACUGCGGUACCUCAAUGAUAUCAGUGAGGCGGUGGACAGUCUCGAUGAGGUCUUUUGGCCAAUAAACAAAAAGAUCCACGACAACCCAGAACGAGGAUUCAAGGAAUUCAUCGCCCACGAUGCCUUAACCGGCUUCAUGAAAUCCCAGAGUGGCUGGGUUGUUACGCCAUCUGCCUACGGUAUGGACACAGCCUGGGUCGCAGUCUAUGACACAGGAAAACGUGGUCCUGUCGUAUCCUUCAAUGCAGAGAUGGAUUGUCUCCCAGGCAUCGGCCAUGCAUGCGGCCAUAAUCUCAUAGCCACAGCCUCGGUCCUUGGCGCUGUUGCGACUGCUCGCGUUAUGGAGCUACACCGAGCGCCCGGAAAGGUUGUCUUGUUUGGCACACCAGCAGAAGAAGGCGGCGGAGGCAAAAUCAAGCUUCUCAAUGCUGGAGCCUACUCUGACCACAAGGUCGAUGUGAGCCUGAUAUCGCAUCCCGGCAUCACCCCAAACGCGGCUUUGAUGCGAACGACAUCGUAUCUGCAGUUCAAGGUUGAGUACUUUGGUCGAGAGGCUCAUGCUGCGGCGAAUCCAUGGCUUGGGAUCAAUGCUUUAGACGCGCUGAUUGCAGGAUACAACAACGUCUCAGCACUUCGACAGCAGAUCAUGCCUGAAGACAGAGUUCAAGGGUACAUCACUGAUGGUGGAAUUGCUCCUAAUAUCAUCCAUGCCUACGCUGCAGGCCUGUUUGUUGUCAGAUCCGACACGCAGAAGCGUCUUGAUGAACUCAAAGAGAAAGUAUACGACUGCUUCAAGGCUGGAGCUCUAGCAACGGGAGCCAAAGUGACCAUUACCGAAAAAUGGGGAUACAAAAACCACAUGCCCAACCGUACAAUGGCACAAUCAUAUACACGAUACUUUAAUGCGCUCAAUCCUCCGGGCGAGAUUGCAGAGGAUCAGGAUAUUGAUGAAACGCGAGGCAAGACACAGGCAAGUACAGAUCAGGGCGAUAUCAGCCACGCGAUGCCGAGUCUGAGCCCGGCGUUCCGCCUGCAGCCUGGACCAAAAGGUCAAGGCCCGCAUAAUCCGGAAUUUGCUGAGGCUGCUGGGACACGAGAUGCUUAUGCGAGGACGCUGAGAGUGGCUAAAGGGCUGGCUGGAGUUGCAUUGGAUGUUUUGUUGACAGAGGGGCUUCUUGAUGAGGUUAAGAGAGACUGGGAGAGCAUGAUUGCAGUAGAACGCAACUUAUGA
This is a messenger RNA of Trichoderma breve, 1341 nucleotides long. Its product is annotated as peptidase family m20/M25/M40 domain-containing protein. The record is from RefSeq and is a predicted model, not a curated record. Gene Ontology annotation, molecular function: dipeptidase activity. The transcript is spliced from 2 exons. NCBI's taxonomy places the organism in Eukaryota, Fungi, Ascomycota, Sordariomycetes, Hypocreales, Hypocreaceae. The coding region runs from base 1 to 1341 and encodes 446 amino acids.